Molecule: messenger RNA, 1713 nt
Organism: Humulus lupulus (European hop)
Lineage: Eukaryota; Viridiplantae; Streptophyta; Magnoliopsida; Rosales; Cannabaceae
Product: serine/threonine-protein phosphatase PP1
Exons: 4
Coding region: 358-1320 (320 amino acids)
Cellular component (GO): cytoplasm; nucleus
Molecular function (GO): protein serine/threonine phosphatase activity
Source: RefSeq, a predicted model, not a curated record
UCCAUUCUAUUAUACGAGAGAGGUUCCCUCUCACAAACCCCAGACCCCAACACCUAAGCCUUCUUAACCCCUCUUCUUCGCGAGCCGGAAAUGGCCGCCAUAACCCCCUAAACCCAUUGACCUCGUUUCUCCUCUUCUUUCUCCGUCUCAUCAACUCACUCGCAGAUUCUUUUUCUUUGGAUUUGUUUUUGUUUGAAGCCAAACACUGCUCUCUCUUUUUAUUUAUACUUUUAGAGGAGGGUUUGAUUUCGGAAUCGGAUCUUUCCUUACCGGUUCUUGGUACCAGUUGGCUGGAGUUUUCGGGAGGAAGAUAGGGUUUUAGGGUUUGGUUGUAUUGGGUAUUUUUUGAGGGUUGUGAUGGACGAUAGUGCUCUUGAGGAUAUUAUAAAGCGUCUUGUGUCGGCCAAAAAUGGACGGACGACCAAGCAGGUGCAGCUUACGGAGCCUGAAAUACGACAGCUUUGCUCUACGUCCAAGGAGAUUUUUCUCAGUCAACCUAAUCUCCUCGAGCUCGAAGCUCCCAUAAAAAUUUGUGGAGAUGUUCAUGGUCAGUUUUCAGACUUGUUAAGAUUGUUUGAGUAUGGUGGAUACCCACCUGAAGCAAACUAUCUGUUCCUAGGAGACUAUGUAGACCGUGGUAAGCAGAGUAUAGAGACUAUAUGCCUUCUUCUCGCAUACAAGAUCAAAUACAGGGAGAAUUUCUUCCUUCUCAGGGGCAAUCAUGAAUGUGCUUCCAUCAACCGUAUAUAUGGGUUUUAUGAUGAGUGCAAGAGGAGAUUUAAUGUUCGUGUGUGGAAGACAUUUACCGACUGCUUUAACUGUCUCCCCGUUGCUGCUCUUAUAGAUGAAAAGAUCCUUUGCAUGCAUGGAGGCUUAUCUCCUGAUCUAAAACACCUGGAUCAGAUUAGGAAUAUUGCUCGUCCUGUUGAUGUGCCAGAUCAGGGCCUUUUGUGCGAUCUUUUAUGGGCAGAUCCAGAUAAGGAUAUUGAUGGCUGGGGGGAGAAUGACCGAGGUGUUUCAUAUACGUUUGGAGCUGACAAGGUAGCUGAAUUUCUUCAGAAACAUGACCUUGAUCUCGUUUGCCGUGCUCACCAGGUUGUGGAAGAUGGAUACGAAUUUUUUGCGAAGCGGCAACUGGUAACCAUAUUUUCAGCUCCAAACUACUGUGGUGAGUUCGACAAUGCUGGUGCUAUGAUGAGCGUGGAUGAUUCAUUGACAUGCUCAUUCCAGAUCCUCAAGUCUUCCGAGAAGAAGGGGAAAUUUGGACUUGCGAACAGCACGAUACGACCAGGAACUCCACCCCAUAAGGGUAAGGGCUGAUUGAGACCUCUAUUGUGAGCUAAUCAUGAGUAGUAAAAGCAUAAAUGCGGGCUAUUAUACUUUCCCAUCUCAAUGUUUAGCUUGUGUACUUCUGAACUCGUGCUGCCCGGCAUCGUUGCAACUGCGAGGUUUGAUAGUUCAGCGCUGCAUUUUGUGCAUGCAUUACAGACAUAUGAAGACACAGUUACUUCUACACUUAAGGAGAGCCUGACCAGGCUUUAUAACGUUAAAGCUGUCUUUUUUUACUUUCUUCUUUACUUUCAAUUCUCUUCCCUUUUUGAAACUAAUGUAUAAUUGAAAUUCUGACUUUGUUGUGUGGAAUUGGAGCUAAAUACUUGUUCCAUUGGCCAUUGUUCCUUUGAGAUUGGGAAAAUUAUUGAUUUUUAGUCUUGA